AUGCCCGUCAAAGGCUCCAUGAUUCUCUCCACUGCGCUCCGAGGGCUCUUUGUUCCACCGUCGACUCUACGAGCCUCUGUAGAUAGAAAAUGGCUCAUCUCGCGCGAGACAGAAUCUGAGCAUCAGAACAGCGAGAGUCCAAAGCCAGGCUUGUCGAGGGCGUUUAUAAACAAAGAUCGCCAGAUAAACAUACCGAAGAGCAGGUCCUUCGGUCAAAAAACAGUUGAGCCGCGGCGGGCGCGCUCCACCCACCCACCCACCCACCCACCCACCCCGCCCAGGAUCCCCCAACCCCCUUCCUCGUCCCUGGAAGAAGUCGACCCCGCCCACAAGAGCCACCCCUGGAGGUCAGAGCGAGGGGCAUUAGCGGCCUCCACUGAUACCCACCUGCCAACACCCAAGAAGAGGGAGGAAGAGGAGGAGGAGGAGGAGGAGAAUCGACAGAAAGAGAACACGAAGAAGAAGAGAGAGAAGAAACAGCAAAGAGAGGCAGCUCACGAUAAUGAUAAGCAGACCGUGGCCAGCAACUCCUCCUCCUCCUCCUCCUCUCCCUCCUGCUCCUGCUCCUCCUCCUCAGACGCCGAAAUUAGGAUAAGACCAAUGCCGAAUUUAGAGCUGCUUGUGGCCAAGCGCCUUCCACAGGCCACGGCCUUCGAGAGAACCAUUCUGCAUUCGAAGCGCACAGGACUGACGCCCUCAAUGCGCCUGCGUGAUAGCACACUCCUGAAGCGUCCAGGGUUCCAGGAUGCUGAACCACCAACGAAAGUAUCCGAAGGGGAACACAAGCGUGACCUUUGUUCCUCACAAGUUCAUCAUUUCCCUGCCACAGCCACAGGAGGGCUUGACCGAGAUGCGAAGGACCAGGGAGGAGGGUAUGAGGGCCGGAGUGAGACGGAGGCGGCGGCGGCGGCGGUGGUGGUGGACGGCAAUAGCGCUGAUGGGUUGAGUGGAUGA
Molecule: messenger RNA, 954 nt
Organism: Macrobrachium nipponense
Lineage: Eukaryota; Metazoa; Arthropoda; Malacostraca; Decapoda; Palaemonidae
Exons: 6
Coding region: 1-954 (317 amino acids)
Source: RefSeq, a predicted model, not a curated record